ACCACGUGCUAGCAAAAAAUAUUUGGCAAGUUUGCUUGAUUUUCUUAAAGUAGCUGAGGAUGAUCGGAAGAAUAAAGGAGAAAGUCACAUCUGGUGUCCUUGUGAAAAGUGUCAAAAUUGUCAUAAGUUUAAUGAUUCUUCAAUAAUACAAGAACAUCUAAUAUGUGAGGGGUUUAUGAGUGGGUACACACGAUGGUCACGACAUGGUGAACUGUUAAUUGAUAAUGAUAUAACUGCUCCAGAGUGUAGUCAUGAUGAGGCUGAUGGUCAUUUGGAUAGUGAGAGUUGUGAUGGUUUAGAUGACAUGUUGCAUGAUCUGGAGGAUAAUGUUGCAGAAAAAGAUCAUCAAAAAUUCCAACAGUUGUUUGAAGACUCUGAAAAACCAUUGUAUGUUGGAUGUACAAAAUUUACCAAACUUUCAGCCGUGCUAAAGUUGCUUAACUUAAAAGCAAACAAUGGUUGGAGUGAUAAGAGUUUCACAAGCCUAUUAGAGAUAUUGCAUGAAAUGCUUCCCGAACAAAAUGAGUUACCUAUUUCAUUAUAUCAAGCGAAGAAACUGGUGUGCCCAAUGGGCUUGGAAAUUGAAAGAAUACAUGCAUGUCCAAACGAUUGUAUCCUUUAUAGAAACGAGUACGCUGACCUACAUGAAUGUGUUACAUGUGGAACAUCACGGUAUAAGCGAGAAAGCGAAACAGAAAAAAAUAGUGAUGUGACAAAGAAUGGCCCCCCUGCAAAACUAUUAUGGUAUUUUCCUAUCAUACCAAGACUUAAACGAUUAUUUACAAAUGCCAAAGAAGCCAAACUAUUGCGUUGGCAUGCUGAAGAUCGUACGAUAGACGAAAAUAUGAGACAUGUUGCUGAUUCACCACAAUGGAGGAAUAUUGAUUCUAAUUUUGAAGAAUUUGGUAAGGAGAUUAGAAAUAUAAGGUUUGGACUUAGUUCGGACGGAAUUAAUCCGUUCGGAAGCAUGAGUAGUCGCCAUAGCACAUGGCCGGUUCUUCUAUGCAUCUACAAUCUUCCACCUUGGUUAUGCAUGAAACGAAAAUAUAUCAUGAUGACUUUGCUAAUUCAAGGUCCAAAGCAACCUGGGAACGAUAUUGAUGUGUAUUUGGCUCCAUUAAUUGAUGAUAUGAAGGAAUUGUGGAACUCGGGCGUAGAAGUAUAUGAUGCCUACAUGAAGGAAAAUUUCCAACUUCGAGCGAUGAUUUAUUGCACCAUAAGUGAUUUUCCUGCAUAUGGAAACUUGUCAGGAUAUACUACAAAAGGAGGAAAGGCAUGUCCUAUUUGUGAAGAUGACACAUGCUCGUUAUGGUUAACAAAUUGUAAGAAGAAUGUAUUCAUGGGUCAUAGAAGGUCCCUUCCAGUAAAACAUGUGUAUCGUACACAAAAACAUUUGUUCGAUGGUAAAAUUGAAGACAGAGUGACAAGACCACCAAUGAAGGGAGAAGAUGUAUUAUCACGAGUUAAUGAUUUGAACACUGUGUUUGGAAAGUGUUGUAAAAAACCCCCAAAAAAUAUUUGGAAGAAGAGGUCUAUUUUUUGGGAGUUGCCAUAUUGGAAGCACCUGGAAGUCCGACAUUGUCUUGAUCCGAUGCAUAUUGGGAAAAAUGUUUUUGAAAGUUUGAUAGGCUUGUUAUUGAAUAUUCCUUGGAAAACGAAGGAUGGUAUCAAUGUUCGGGAAGACUUGGUCGAAAUGGGAAUUCGGCCUGAACUUGCACCUGUUAAGAAUGAUGGAAAGCGUACGUAUCUACCACCAACUUGUUAUACCAUGUCUAAGGCCGAGAAGACCAAAUUUUGUAAAUGUUUGCAUGGGGUGAAAGUCCCAUCCGGCUAUUCUGCUAACAUUAAAAAGUUGGUGUCGAUGAAAGAGUUGAAAUUGAUUGGUAUGAAGUCUCAUGAUUGUCAUGUUCUGUUGACACAUAUGAUUCCCAUUGCAAUUCGUGGAAUAAUGCCAGACGGUGUCCGACAUGCAAUCACAAAGCUCUGUUUAUUUUUUAACAUGAUUCAUUCGAAAGUGAUUAACCCUGAGGUGUUAGAUUCAUGGCAACGUGAUAUUAUCAUCACUCUCUGCCAACUCGAGAUAUAUUUUCCACCUUCCUUUUUUGAUAUCAUGGUUCAUCUAAUAUCCCAUCUUGUAAGAGAAAUUAAGGCUUGUGGUCCGAUAUUCUUACGACACAUGUAUCCAUUCGAGAGAUAUAUGGGUUUCUUAAAAGGGUAUGUAAGGAACCGACAUCGACCAGAAGGAAGUAUUGUUGAAGGAUAUGCUACAGAAGAGGUAAUUGAGUUUUGUACAAGCUAUUUAAAAGGUGUGAAAAGUAUAGGGGUUCCACAUUCUCGACAUGAGGGAAGACUUGAAGGUGUUGGGACAAUUGGAUUGAAGAUGGUAGUUCCAGACAGAAACAGUUUCCACAUUGCACAUUUUACAGUCUUACAACACAUGACAGUGGUUGCUCCAUACAUAAAUGAGCACAAGUUACUGUUAAAAGCAAAUAAUAAAAAUAAGAAUGAUAGAUGGUUGACCACUGAGCAUAAUAAAACUUUUUCACAAUGGUUGAAAGACAAGGUGAAACAAAGUUAUGGCGGAGAAAACAUGGAUCCGUUAGUAGUGGAGUUGGGGAACGGCCCACAACAUGUUGUUGCAACAUACCAAGGCUACGACAUUAAUGGGUAUACAUUUUAUACUAAGAAGCAAGAUGAUAAAACUACGCAUCAAAAUAGCGGGGUUACGCUAAUAGCAUCAUCGACAGAAUUUUAUAGCACAAAUCAUGAAACAAGGUCGAGGAUCGCUAAAAAUUCUUAUUAUGGUGUCAUCCAAGAAAUUUGGGAAUUGAAUUAUAAUUCCUUUGCUAUAGCAAUGUUGAAGUGUAAAUGGGUCGACAAUCGACAAGGUGUUAAAAUUGACAACGACGGUUUCACACUUGUUGAUCUUUCCACAGACGGUUAUGCAUCUGAACCAUUCAUCCUAGCAAAACAAGCUACCCAAGUAUUCUUCGUGGAGGACCCAAAAGAUUCGACAUGGCAGAUUGUCUUGCAUGGUAAACGACGUAUAGUUGGCAUUGAAAAUGUAGUGGACGAGGAAGAAUACAAUCAGUUUGAUGAACUACCCCCAUUUUCUAUCGGUAUCCCAUCUACAGAUGUCGAUAUUGAUGAUACUGCUUAUUUAAGAUCAGAUCACAAUGAAGGAUUAUGGAUUGCAAAAAAACGCAAACGGAAAGCAAGAAAGUAACACGUCAGGAGAAAAGACAUUAAAAUGGAAAAUAAUGGAAGAUGCUUGAACAUGAUUCAAAUUAUUUUUAGAAUUUUGGUAAGUUAUAAAUAAUUCUAGUAUUUUUGGUUAAAAUAUUAUAUUAUUUUCAUUGCACUAGUAAACUACGUUAAAAAAAGCGCUAUAAAUAUUUAUGUGUAUGCAUGUAGAUAUGUAUGUAUACCUUUAUAAUAUUAAUAUUUAUAGAUAUAGUAUAAGGAUUACUUGGCUAUUAAAAAAAAAAAAAAAAAAAAAAAAAAAAAAAAAAAAAGGAAAACG
This is a messenger RNA of Lactuca sativa (garden lettuce), 3523 nucleotides long. RefSeq lists its product as uncharacterized. NCBI's taxonomy places the organism in Eukaryota, Viridiplantae, Streptophyta, Magnoliopsida, Asterales, Asteraceae. The record is from RefSeq and is a predicted model, not a curated record.